AUGUCGAAAGAAACGUUUAUGUCUAUGAAUGAUCAGGCAAUUAAAAGUCAACCACCAGAAUAUUCACCAGAAAAAAUUAAACUCGAAUAUGAGGUUGAAUUUGAUGAUCCUGAUGCUAUUGUUAAAUCUGAAUCGUGUUCUAAGGAUGCGUGUUUGGAUAGUGUCAUGAAUUCCGAGAUGACGAUUGAAGAAGUCAAACAGGAGGCACCCACUUAUGAAUGUGACAUUUGUAAUCAAUCAUUUGUAGAAUCACAUCAUUUAAAAGAACAUAUGGUCAAUCACAUGCCUAGUCAUAGCAAAGAACUCCAUUUUAAUUGCAAAAUAUGCAAUAAGACAUUCACACAAUCAGGACAUCUGAAUAACCACAUGCUGAUACACAAUGGGGUACGCCCCCACGAAUGCAAUAUUUGCAAUAAAACAUUCACACAAUUGAGUAAUCUGAAAACUCACAUGGUCAUUCAUAGUGGAGUACGUUCCCAUGAAUGCAAUAUAUGCAAUAAGACAUUUGCACUAUUAGGUAAUCUAAAAACUCACAUGCUUAUUCAUAGUGGUGUUCGCCCCCAUGAAUGCACUGUAUGCAAUAAGACUUUCACAGAAUUAGGACAUCUGAAACGUCACAUGCUGAUACAUAAUGGGGUACGGCCCCAUGAAUGCAAUAUAUGCAAGAAAACCUUCUCACAAUUAAGUCAUCUGAAAACUCACAUGGUUAUUCACAAGGAUGAGCGUCCCUAUGAAUGCAAUAUGUGCAAUAAAACAUUCACACUAUUAGGUAGUCUGAAAGUUCACAUGCUUAUUCACAGUAGUGUUCGCCCCCAUGAAUGCAGUAUAUGCAAUAAGGCAUUUGCGGAAUCUGGUAGUCUGAAACGUCAUAUGCUGAUGCACAAUGAGCGAAGUAGCCUGAAAACACACAUGAUAAUUCACAACAGAGAGCAUCCUUAUAAAUGUGAAAUAUGCAAUAAUGAAUUUACUCAAUCAAACGAUUUGAAGAAACACAUGGUACUUCAUAGCCAGAAGCAUGAUGAAAAUCAAUGA
This is a messenger RNA of Ctenocephalides felis (cat flea), 1032 nucleotides long. RefSeq names its product gastrula zinc finger protein XlCGF8.2DB-like. Gene Ontology annotation, biological process: regulation of transcription by RNA polymerase II. Gene Ontology annotation, molecular function: RNA polymerase II cis-regulatory region sequence-specific DNA binding; DNA-binding transcription factor activity. The coding region runs from base 1 to 1032 and encodes 343 amino acids. The transcript has 2 exons. Lineage: Eukaryota; Metazoa; Arthropoda; Insecta; Siphonaptera; Pulicidae. The record is from RefSeq and is a predicted model, not a curated record.